UAAGGUGUACACUGUGCAGCCUUCAUUUUUGCUCACUCGUUUUAACUAGUCUUAACCAUUAGCUACAUCUCACAUUUCUUGUUUAUCAUCCUAUAUUUACCACUGUUAACCAUUUACUUACUCAGUCUCAGAUUAUCGUAAUUCUAGUUUGAUUCAAAAAAUUGAUGCAAUUCUUCACAACUACCAAAGUCAACUUUUUCAUCGUAUUCUUAUUUUUCCAUUUCUUUCAGUUGUUUUGGCCUCAAUAUUUUAAUAUAUUCUUCUUCACUUUUGUGUACACUCAUCGGAUGCAAUGAGAUAACCAAGUUUAUGUUUUUUUCUCUGAUAAAACUGCUACUUAAAAAUCAACAACUGUUCAUUUUACUGUAUCAACGAUUAUCUUAGUGAUUAUUUUUAAUUGACAUGCUUACCCUUCAUCGAUAUUUUUAAGCUAUAUUUUGGAGAACGCUUAUAUGUUUAUUUUCGCGUCUCUCGCCGUUCUUUGUGAUUCUACUGAAUAUCAUCGUGCUUCUAUGACUUCAUCUUCCCUCUCUUUUUUUUGUUGAUAUAAAAAGAUUUACUUCAAAAUGCAAAGUAAUAUUUUCACCUGUUAUCUAUGUUCACCUCCUUUUGAUCUCAAGGAGCAUCAAAUUCAAGGUCAUUGUAUCCGGGUGCACAAGACUCCUGCCUCUUUGAAAUGUUGUAAAUGUGAUUUUCUUGGACCUAAACAUGACAUUAUUGCACACUACAAGAAAGAACAUCCAGAAGGAAAGAGUCACGGUAUUCUUCAAGUUUUCGUCACCUUUGUCAAAUCCAAAAGAGAAGUACACCCUAACAGAGAAAAUAUCGUAUCCUCUGAGAAUAAUCAAGCUAAUGGAGCAAUAUCUAAACCCGUUCCUUCAUCUUCUGGUGCCGUAUCUAAACAGCCUUCUAAGCUAUCAAUUCAAAAUUCACUUGGAUCUAAGAAAUCAUUGUUGGUCCCGACAAAGAAGCCAAACCUUAUGAUCAACUUAAAGAAGAAAGCUGUUAUUCUUGGGUUUUCAAGUUGGAAACAAGAAGAAGUUCGAAACCAAGCUCAGAGUAGAAAAACUAUUGAACCAAGGCUGCCAGCUACAUCGUCUGCAUCUUCACUUCUGCCGUCUUCUAAAUCUUCUGUUACACAGCAUAAAAUUGUUCAAAAAAAGAAAAUAUUUAAUCCUAAUAAAUUAGACCCUCACUCGAAUAAUAAUUCUGUGAAAAAAUACCGGGAACCUAAUGGAGGGAUGCUAACAAAGAAGCAAAAGCAUCAUAAGUCGUUUAAAAGAAAAAUUCGAAGGCAACAAGCACAAUCAAAACAAACUCAUGAAGCUUCAGAACGAGUCAACAAUAAAGAACGAGAAAUAAUAUCCGAAUUCGAUGCUGACACGGAAGGAGGAACGGAAAGUGGAUCUCAAAGUGAAUCGGAAAGGGAAACGGAAAGUAGAUGUGAAAGUUCGAAUGGGAGUGAGAGUGAAUCUCAAACAGGAACUGAAACCGAAACCAAGUCUAAAAUUAAAGCCGCAAUUAAAGAUAAGGCCAAAGCCAAAUCCAAAGCCAAAGUUGAAAGCAAAGGCAAAGCCAAAGCCGAUCCUAUUAUUUAUGAAUUGAGUUCUUCUCCUGAUGCAGAAUCUGAACCAGAACCAGAACCAGAACCAGAACCAGAAGAUGAAGACGUAGAUGAAUCUCUUGAAACAACUAUUGGACUCGACUCAAACGUUUUCCCAUAUCUUUCAUCUAAGAAUGAAAAUGACAGAAGUUCUUCUAUUUAUUUUUGUAUCUUCUGUGAUAAAAAAUACACCAAAUUCAACCUUGCCUUACACCAUAUGCGCGUUCAUGUUAAUUUUGGAUAUCAUUGUAAAUAUGAUAAAUAUUUUCAUCUUUUGCCGUCAUGCGUUCAGCGUCAUAUACGUAAAGAGCACCGUGGUCAACCUGAAGAAUACAAAGACGAUCAUUUCGAAAGAAGAAAUGUCAAUAGCUGGAUCAUUGAUUUUUUAAACGAACAAUUUAAUAAUGUUCGAUUGGUUGAAGAAGAUCAAGUUAUAGAUAAGCCCAUUCCAUGGGUUCAGUGUCCGAUUUGCGUCAAAGUUGCUAGAUGUAAAAAAAAGUUUGCACAUAAAUUUACAUCUUUCCGCGCCUUUGAAAGACAUUAUUGGCAACACACUAGAUGGUGGAGAGUAGAUUGUGUUUUAUGUGGAGCUUCAGUUCAACGAGCUCAUCAACGUGAUCAUCUUUCGGAGCACGAGAUCCACAUGAAAGAUGAUAAUCUAGAGAUUUUUGAAGUUUACUUCCACGAACGGAUUGACGAGAUGACUUCAAAUAAAUUGGAGUACAUAUUAGAUAACGUAGAAAAAGAAUUUUAUGCUCGUUACAAAUGGUAUCGAGAUAUUAAACGUGAUUUGAAUAUCAAAUUGGUACCUUGUGAUUCCGAACUUCCAUCUUCUAUUUCAAAGAAAGGUCCCGAAACAGCAGAAAAAUCAGAACCGGAAAAUGAUAAAGAAACAAAGACUAUAAAGGCAAUCACAAAUGAAGAGCGUUCCUUUAGAAAAGCAACUGAAUCAAGGAAUAACGAUGAGCUUUCUAGCUAUUCUGAUAUUGAAUCAGAGGAAGCAAUGAAACUUGCUAUGAAAAUUUUGAAUGGUGGUAACUCACCAGAAAGUGAUCACUCAUCAAUUGAAAAUGAUUCACCACUCAAUGAAGAACUUGCUGAAGCUGCAGAUGUUCAAACUAGUCCUGAUGAAAACAAACAAUCAAUUGAAGAUAAACAAGCACCAAAUCCAGAUAAAUCGGACGCUGCAAUUGGAGUUAUUGUAAACGACAAGGAACGAGAGAAAGAUAGUCCUAGGAAAGAAAAUCAAUUAGUUGAGAUUUCACCGAACUUACAAACUAAAAACCAAGAAGGUAUCAAUAGCUUAAGCACCACUGAAAACGUCUCUGCUAAUCCACCCUCGACCAUAGUGAAUAACGUUCCAAGUGUUGGAAUAUGUUCUCCAAAAUCCACAACAAUCCCUCUCCAAAAUACGAAUGUAUCUAACGAACGAGUUCUUCUUUCUCCUGAAUCCAGUUUGCGACAGAUGUUAAAUGAAUCAAGGGCGACUUCUAAUACUUGUUCCAGUGGACAAUAUAAAGUUCAAACAUUGAUUGAUUCGAAUGUAGACGACCUGAUUAAUGGUGGAUCUGCUUCAUACAAUCUAUCAUCUGAGCCUCUUACUCAACCUCAAAAUGUUCAACCAUCUACUCAAAUAUCAUCGAAUGGACAAACUUUAGUUUCAUCCGAUUCUCAUGGCCUGAAAAGGCGCGCAAGCACUUCUGAUGGUCCUCUAAAUAAAAUACCCAAAGCAGUUGAAUAUGUUCUAAGUCAAAUGUUUCCGAAGCAACAAGAGGACAAUAAUACUGUAACUAAAACAAAUAACUCAGUCGUUCAUUCACCAGUAGCCGACUCAACUCCAUCAUCUCAUUUACCAGUUCCUUCAAAUCCAACAUUAUCAUCUUUAUUGUCAUCGCCAGUUUCUCAGAAUUCCUAUCCUUUACCAGUUCCUCCAAAUACAACAUUAUCAUCAUUAUUGUCAUCGCCAGUUUCUCAAAAUUGUUGUACUCAAGUAAAUUCCGAACAACCUAAACAAAAUCCUGAAGAAGAUGAUGAUGAUAUAUGCAUAUUAGAAACUCGUAUUGUGUCUCAGCAACAAAAAGUGGUUUCUAAUAGACAAAUAUUGACCGCUUAUAUUGAUCCAGAUCAAUUAAUGACUUUUAUUAGUCAAAUGAAUCCAGCUGACGUUGUUCAACAUGAGAAUGGUUCAUACAAUCUUGUUGGGGAGUCAGUUGAGAGAGUCAAAGAAUUUAUCUACAACCAAAAUAAAGGCUUAACUUCUCCGUCCGUGUCAAAUACACAAAAACUUUGGGUACUUUCCGUUGUCAACAAUAAAAUUCAAAUGCAAAGAGCCCCGAGUUCAUCAAAUUCUGUACCAGGGACCGUAACAUCUAAUUAUACCCCGUCAACCGCACCUAGAACUUAUGCUCAAACGCCAGUUAUCCAAAAUAUUGCCAAUUAUAAAAGCCAAUUAGUGCAUCCAGCAUCAACUUUAAGCUAUCCUCAACCUGUCAAAAUUGAAAAUACAACAAAUCAAGGACCUAGAGCUGUUGUUUCUACCGCUUCUCAAAGUGUUUGGACCCCUGUAUCACAUCAAAACAAUAUUCCACAGGCUCGUGUUAAUUACAUCCCUCACCCUAAUGCUCAAAUGAUGAUUCGCACAACUAUAGUUACUAAGCCUGCUCAAUCACAAACUCCUCAACAUUCUCAGCAAUCCCAAAUCCAACGUAAUCAGCCAGUUCAAUAUCAAACAAUACAGCAAUCUCAACAUCAAGCUAUUCAACAGCACCAACCACAAAAUAUGCAAUACCAAGCACAAUUUCAGGGUGUUCAACAACCGCAAGGUCAGAACAUUCAGAUACAACACCGACUUUCAUUACAAAGAAGGCCAAUAAUCUUAACAGGCCAAGUUCAACUUUCUGGUCGAUCUCAAACUCCAGUAGUGCAAUCCAUUAAUGCCCCUUGUAAUGCCCCUUGUAAUGCAUGUCCACAAUUGGCGAAUUCGAAUAUUUUUAAUAGAUCUCCAAGUGUUCCUGUUGUCGUAAACAACCCUGAAUACAAUAAUCAAGAGAUUCGCAUACAUCCCAGCCCUCCUCCUCCUUAUCAUCAACAUGAUCAGCAUUAUCAGCAACCUCAGUCGCCUUUAACUCCAUCAGUAAAAAAUUCAUAUCUUCAGCAACUAUCUUUGCAGCAAAAACAUCAACAGCAUCAACAGCAUCAACAGCAUCAACAGCAACAGCAUCAGCAGCAUCAACAGCAUCAGCAGCAACAACAUCCACAGCAAUUACAACAACAACAGCAAGAUCAACGGCAAUUACUACCGCAAGAUAAAUUGCAAUUACUAAAGCAUUUAAAACAACAAUUACAGCAACAACAACUACAAAAACAACUACAACAACAACUACAACAACAACAACAACAGCAACAACUACAACAACAACAGCAACAACUACAACAACAACAGCAACAACUGCAACUACAGCAACAACUACAACAACAGCAGCAAAUACAACAGCAACAGCAACAAUGUCAACAACAGCCAAGUCACCAACUAUUGCAACAGCAGCAAUUACAGCAGCAACACACAUACCAACAAUCCGUUUCUGGUGGAGUUUCUUCAAUAGUUGACCAUGCAUUUACCACAGAGUUUCAGUACCAGCAAAUAUUAAAAUCGAAUGCAUUUGAUGGAUCUUACUCAAAAGUUUCCACUCACCAAGGCACUGUGAUUCCUCCUAAUCAUUCUGGUCAAAGUUUGUUGGUUCCUACACAGAACUUUACAUCCCAAUCUGCUCCUGUUGUUCAGGCUCCAUUCUCUUCUAACUCUAAUUCUCAUUCAAACCAUAUGAACCAAUCACAAAUUUCUAUGGGAACAAACAAUGUAAAUAAUUGUUCUCCUCCUGCAAAUUGGUCUGAUAACCAAGCAGCGAAACAAAAUUUGCCAGGAGAAGAUGAUUUACAAGCUAUUGCCAAUUUCAACUCUUCAACUAGUUUUGGUGAGACUUAUUGGACGCCAAAUAUUUUUCCAAAGGACUCUACUUAUUAAAAAUUUGCCAAUCAAAAGACUGGAUGUGGAUUUUUCUUGACUGUUAAUAUGUUGAAUCACAUUUUUGUUAUCAAUCCCUUGUGAAUAGAAGCUCUACGACGCAUUUUGUAACAUAGUACCAGACAAAUUUUUUUGUUUUCUGAAAAUCCAUGACAUGCAUUUUCUAUUCGUUCCCAGAUUUCACUUUUAUUCUUCUUCAUUUUAAAUAUACAUUAUGACAAUUCACAUUUGUAAUCUCAUAAUUCGAUAAUAUCUUAAGUUUGACUUACUGCCAAUCUAUUGUAACAUUGUUACACUUUGAUACAAAUAUUUAGAUUUAAGCCUACUCAGAAAUAAAAGACUAAAAACAUGACUAAAUUAAAA
Molecule: messenger RNA, 5987 nt
Organism: Tetranychus urticae (two-spotted spider mite)
Lineage: Eukaryota; Metazoa; Arthropoda; Arachnida; Trombidiformes; Tetranychidae
Source: RefSeq, a predicted model, not a curated record